CUUGAGAAGCUCUCAAAUUCCUUUCUUUCUUCCCUUUUCUCCACAUAUACUAAAUCCCAUCCUUGAUUAUCAUGCAAGUACAUCAUUUUUCCUCUUUACCCCAAAAUAACCACUACUAUCAAAAUUCAUUGGAGAUGGAAAGCGUUGAAAGUUGGAGAAAGGAGAGUAUAAGCAGCCAGCUAAAUCAUGGCAUAAAGCUUUCCAAUAAGCUCAAAAAGGAGCUUCUUCAUCAUCACUCAAACUCAAGUGAUUGUGAAUUGUUGAUUGAUAAAAUUAUUUCUUGUUAUAACAAUGCAUUAGAACUGCUCAAUUACACGGAUUCUCUUCACAACGGAGAUUCGACUACUUUGCUUGACUUUAGUCCAACAAGUGAAGUUUCUGACCAGCAGGACCUUAAGGAUCAUGUUCCUAAGAAAAGAAAGAGUUUGGAGAGAUGGAGUGAAGAAGUGCAUGUUUGUUGUGGAACAAGGUCGGAAGAUCAGCUUGAAGAUGGAUAUAAUUGGAGAAAAUAUGGACAAAAAGAUAUUUUGGGGGCUACUCAUCCUAGAUCGUAUUACCGGUGCACUUAUCGCCAUACGCGAGGUUGUUCAGCGACGAAACAAGUACAGCGAGGGGAAGACGACCCUUCUAUCUUGAGGAUCCUCUACAGAGGAAAACACAGUUGUGGUCUAAACCAGAACAAACAAAACGGUGUCGUUUGUGCAGAAACCAACGAAGAAUCCAAACAACUGAAACCUGCAAAUGUUGCAUCACCGCCGUUGAUCAUGUCAGAGCCAACAUCAAUGUCCACGUGUCAGAUCGAUCAGAGCUUCCGAGAUUCAGAGACGUUUCCAGUUAGAGAUUUGGAUUUCUUUAUUGAUUUUGAUGUUCCUUUCUUUGAGGUCUCGUCUGACUGUCUCUCAUAUGUUCAACUAAACAAUAUUUGAUGCUAAA
This is a messenger RNA of Salvia splendens (bonfire salvia), 933 nucleotides long. RefSeq names its product probable WRKY transcription factor 30. NCBI's taxonomy places the organism in Eukaryota, Viridiplantae, Streptophyta, Magnoliopsida, Lamiales, Lamiaceae. Gene Ontology annotation, biological process: regulation of DNA-templated transcription. The transcript is spliced from 3 exons. The record is from RefSeq and is a predicted model, not a curated record. Gene Ontology annotation, cellular component: nucleus. Bases 72 to 926 code for a protein of 284 amino acids. Gene Ontology annotation, molecular function: DNA-binding transcription factor activity; transcription cis-regulatory region binding.